Messenger RNA from Lytechinus variegatus (green sea urchin), 1108 nucleotides. Its product is annotated as histamine N-methyltransferase-like. The record is from RefSeq and is a predicted model, not a curated record. The coding region runs from base 103 to 978 and encodes 291 amino acids. The transcript has 3 exons. Lineage: Eukaryota; Metazoa; Echinodermata; Echinoidea; Temnopleuroida; Toxopneustidae.
AAUCUACACAAGCCUAAAAAAAAUCAUCAAAAGUUGUAUGACAUUCUCAAUAUACACGUACCCGAAGAGUUCUCUUCCGAAGUACAAAGUUGCAAGGUAAAAAUGUUUGGGUUGACCCUUCUUGUGAGUGAUCCUGACCGAUAUCACGAUGUUUUUUCCAAUGGUUUCGCGCGGAUCGCCAUGAAGGAAACUGUCCUACGAGAGGUUUCUCAAUACUUUGAUGAACAUGUGAUGACGAAAUUGACUGCCGCAUUUCCAGCUGACGAUCGGUUUAAUCUCCUUGGCGUUGGUGUAGGGGAAGGUCAUCAUGAACAACAUUUUCUGAAGACUCUCGGUUCCCAUUUCUCAUCAAUAAUGAAUGUAGCUGUUGAUCGUAACGAACGCUUGCUAGAAUCGUUCAAAAUCAACGCAUGCGGGUCGACACCGGAUGAGAAAUCGCAUUGUGAUAUGCGAUGGUUCAACGGUACUCUCCAGCAGUUCUUCGACGAAAGUCCUCUGGCAAAUUGCAAGUACAACCUCAUCAGCGCUAUACAUUCGAUGUACCACGUAGGUGACAUUGAGACGAUCUUCACCCGGCUGGCUUCGACGCUGAAAGACAAUGGUGUCAUUAUAGUCGUACUUUCAGAAACAACACUGAUGAGAGAGACUCUACUCCGAAAUACAUGGCUCCCUGCAAGUCACGGUACUCAUAAGGAACCAACUGAAGACAAGGUUAUCACGUUUAUGGAGCAAAGGAGUUAUACGAUCGAUGUAAGAAAGAUAAAUAUCAAGUGGGAUCUCACUGACCUAUUCGAAGAGAAAUCCGAACUUGGUGAUAAACUUGCCGAUUUCUUUACCUCAGUGGCGCACUUCCGGAGAACAGCCCCCGCUGAAAAGCUAAACGAAUUGAUGUCGUUUUGGCGGUCUUUUUGUUCAGAGGGUGAGGAUGGCCGUCUAUAUGCCCCGGCAGACGAUCUUAUCAUAACUGCAUCAACAUGAAUAUUGUGGAAUUUGUAACACAAGUUAAUGGCCCGAGCUGAUAAAAAGUGGAGGGAAUUAUUAGACUCCCGCCGCACUGAAAUUAACACAGUUAUUUCCCAUGUGCGCUCGUACAAUGCAUGGGUCAUAU